ACGAACCAGAUGAAACUGCACGAUGAUAAGGUUCCAAAUUCUCAAGGUGUUCAGCCACAAGAUUAUGUACUAAUUAGCUUGCGAGUAUGAUUAGUCCAAUUACGAAUCCGAUACUUCUAAUGAUAACAAUGAAUUAUGAUAAAAGAGCAGAUAUUUCCAAUGAUAACAAAGAGUCGAGAUAAAGAGCAGAGACGAUGAUGUUGAGUGAGGAUGAGGGAGAUGAAGAAUGGUAUUCUGUUGGGGAAAAAAAGUUUGGUGCCUAAAGUGCAAAUAGUUCAGAGUUGAAGGAGUCAUUAUUGACCCAAGAAAUGCUCACAAUUGUACAUUUCAAGAUGAAGAGAGAGGGUCGACAGCACGGGAUGGUUAGGACUUCUCGGGUCCUACCGCCCCCGUAUAACCCUCGAGAGGGAUCCCGGCUCAUCAACAGAUUGGAUUCGCCCCCGACCGCUGGCUUGUUCGCCAAAGUGUCAUCGAAGCCCACGAACCACUCCAAGUUCACAAGUAAGUGUUGCAAGGCCCGGUGCACCGAGUGCCACAUGGGCCCCAUCCAGAAGUCCAAGGACAAGACCAAGGGAGCACAGAAAUUGAAGUCCAAUGAUGUCGUCUCGAGCCACCGGUUGAUCACCUGGCGGGUUGUGGAUGGCAGACAUGGCUCAAACUUUGCCGGCCUUUCUGCCACGGGGCUGCUGGAUCACCUUGCAUAUGAGUCCACCGACAAUGAUCAGAGCUAUGAUCAUGAAUACGAUGCUUCUGAUGAUGAUGAUGAUGUGCCGGAAACGAGUACCAGUAAACUGGAUGGUGGGGAAGAUCGUGGUUUUCGUAUCGAUGGAGAUGAUUAUGACGAAAAUCUGAGCUUUUUUGAUGUGGGGCUGGUGUUGAAUCAGGUUGAAGAAGAUGAAGAAGGUUGGUGUUUGGUUGGAGAAAAUAUCAUUGGCUGAAUAAUGGACCAUCUUUCCUCGCAAAUAAUGCAAUCUAUUUUAAUUUUGUGUGUUGUUUCUCUUUGUAAUUACAUUUAUAUGGAUAAUUUCAUUUGAAUAAAUAAUAUAUUAUGUAAUAAUUUCCAGAGAUUGCGUGGGCAUUUACACCAAAGUACUUUUAUUACAAUUUUAUCUUGUACUUCGAA
Punica granatum (pomegranate) is the source of this 1123-nucleotide messenger RNA. The record is from RefSeq and is a predicted model, not a curated record. Lineage: Eukaryota; Viridiplantae; Streptophyta; Magnoliopsida; Myrtales; Lythraceae.